Molecule: messenger RNA, 989 nt
Organism: Vigna angularis (adzuki bean)
Lineage: Eukaryota; Viridiplantae; Streptophyta; Magnoliopsida; Fabales; Fabaceae
Product: vacuolar iron transporter homolog 4
Exons: 1
Coding region: 63-731 (222 amino acids)
Biological process (GO): intracellular manganese ion homeostasis
Cellular component (GO): membrane
Molecular function (GO): manganese ion transmembrane transporter activity; iron ion transmembrane transporter activity
Source: RefSeq, a predicted model, not a curated record
GCGUGUGUCCUCCACAUCCACCAUUACUUAUCUCUUCCUCAAGCGAAAGUUCACCCUUUUUCAUGGCAUCUGAUCACUCAUCCCAUAACCAGGCAAAAUUCGUACUCGCAAACAAUGACCUUGAGCAACAAGAAACUAUGGAGGUUGAAACCAAGGACUUGGAUUACUCAAAGCGAUCUCAGUGGCUGCGUGCUGCUGUCCUAGGAGCCAAUGACGGAUUGGUCUCAACAGCAUCUCUAAUGAUGGGUGUGGGAGCAGUGAGGCAAGACAUAAAAGUUAUGAUCCUAACAGGGUUUGCAGGGCUAGUGGCUGGUGCAUGCAGCAUGGCCAUAGGGGAGUUUGUGUCUGUGUACUCGCAGUUGGACAUAGAAGUUGCUCAGAUGAAAAGGGACAGUGAAAGGGAGAAUGGCAGAGACAGAGAUGAAGAGGAAGAUGAGAAGGAGAAAGAGAGUUUACCAAACCCUAUACAUGCUGCAGCAGCCUCAGCUUUAGCAUUUUCUGUUGGUGCAAUUGUUCCUCUUCUUGCAGCCUCUUUCAUAAGGGAGUAUAAGGUGAGGAUUGGUGUGGUUUUUGGAGCAGUGAGCUUUGCUCUUGUGGUGUUUGGUUGGCUUGGGGCAGUGUUGGGUAAGGCUCCAACGUUGAGGUCUUGUGUGAGAGUGUUGGUUGGGGGUUGGCUAGCCAUGGCCAUAACUUUUGGACUAACCAAGUUGAUUGGGUCAAGUGGUCUUUAGUUAUCAAUAUAUGUCUCUUCUUCUGAAAUGAGUUUUGCUAACCAAAUGCAUCUCCUUUUAUCAACUCUCCUUCAGAGUCCCUUCAUUUUUGCUUUUCAUAUAUAAAGCAUGAGGCGAGACGACGUGAAUGGAAGAAAGUUCGCAUGGCAAUAAACUAGCAUCAAAAAAAGGUCUAUCGAUCACAACCUUGUAUACAUAUAUCUAUUGUUGUUUAUGUAUCAAAAAUUCAAAAGGUUAAUUCCUCUCCUUUGACUGGAA